This is a messenger RNA of Blastomyces gilchristii SLH14081, 3732 nucleotides long. RefSeq names its product sugar transporter. NCBI's taxonomy places the organism in Eukaryota, Fungi, Ascomycota, Eurotiomycetes, Onygenales, Ajellomycetaceae. Gene Ontology annotation, biological process: carbohydrate transport; transmembrane transport. Gene Ontology annotation, cellular component: membrane. The record is from RefSeq and is a predicted model, not a curated record. Gene Ontology annotation, molecular function: carbohydrate:proton symporter activity. The transcript is spliced from 8 exons. The coding region runs from base 1082 to 2803 and encodes 573 amino acids.
UUUUUAUCAACAGCACUUUAAACUCUUGUUUCCUCAAAUUCGGCAACAGCUGGCAAGAUACUUUCAACUGACAGCCGCCUAGUGCAUAGAGUUAACGAAUCCCUGUCACUUAAAAUUGACCCACAGACUUCCCUCCUUAUUCAGUACCUAGAGGGUGGGAUUUGUUCCACUUCGCUCCUAACGAAUCACGUAGUCACCCAGAGUCACCUCGAACUUAUCAAGCUGAAAUGGGAGUCAAGAGGUGUGGGAGAGGCUUUGAAUUGGCUGUUAAUGGAUGGCAUUUGUAGUUGUGCGGGAUAUCCGCCAUCAUUGCUGCCCGAUCCGUUUCUGGAGUUUCCCCCCAUUCAUACUUGAAAUGUGCUAAACUAACUACAUCUCUGGGGCCAAAACAAGCGAAUAGCCUUUCCAUACUAUUUUGGAACUUUUACAAUGCAUUUAUCCUUGCUUGUAUUUCGAAAACAAGUUAAGGGCACGUCUAAUGACACGCAGAUUCAACGUUAGAAUGCAUCAAUAUGGACAUUCGCCGGACUAUAAAAUAAUUACCAGAUCACAAUGUUUUAGGGUUUAUAUACCUUUAUCGAACGAAUCUCGGUACGCCGAUUCCUUGGUUUCAACAUUAGCUUCUGGUUAAGUCCCCGAGUUAGCAAGGGAUGAAUGACCCUCUAACUUGGGAUCACCCAAACCUUCCUUGCGUUAUAGCUUCUCCACGUCCGCUGAAUGGGGGCCCCGCGGAACUCCGCUAAGCUUUUGACAUCUAGUUGUCCGCCCAUUUAUGGAGCCUGAGAUCUUGCAGCUUGCCGCUAGGUUACAUGCAUAGAGCUCUACCUGAUCGCGAGAAUGAUUCCUUCUCACAACUUCUACUUCACCUACUUCUCUUGAUAUCUCAUCUAUGACCAGAAUAUUCCAUGCACUUCAAAACUACUCUAUCAUUUGCUAUACCUCAGUCCGCCGCAAAUUUCUACUUCGCUGCUUGUAGCCCUCAACUUUGCUCUCUCUGCUAAUCCCACUCAUCGAGAGCUCUACUUUAGCUGCUAAUAAUUCACAAACUGAGCUACCAGACACCUGGGCAGCACUCUACAAAAUGAAAGAGUUUACGAACAUAUAUGCCAUCGCGGCUGUUGCCGUGAUCGGCGGUGGCUUGUUCGGUUUUGAUAUCAGCUCUAUGUCUGCUAUCAUCUCGACCUCACAGUACCUUUGCUACUUUAACCAAGGUCCAGACUAUUACGGGGUGAUAACCCCAGACAACCCGGAUGGUACCCGCUGUAGCGGCCCUAGACCCUCUACCCAAGGCGGUAUCACCGCUGCCAUGCCCGGUGGUUCCUGGGUUGGCGCUCUUGUUUCCGGAUACCUGUCAGAUAUCCUUGGCCGAAAGAAAUCGAUCCAAGUCGGCUCUUUAUUUUGGAUUAUCGGAAGUAUAAUCUCCGCUGCGGCUCAAAAUAUUGGUAUGCUCGUAGCUGGACGUUUUAUCAACGGCUUCGCUGUUGGUAUUUGCUCUGCUCAAGUCCCCGUCUACAUUUCUGAACUGGCUCCUCCCUCGCGAAGAGGCAGAUUAGUGGGCGCACAACAGUGGGCUAUCACAUGGGGCAUCUUGAUUAUGUUCUAUAUGUCAUAUGGGUGUACAUUCAUCGGGCCAGCAAACGGAACAACGGCCUUCAGACUCCCUUGGGCCCUCCAAAUGAUUCCCGGCAUCUUUCUCCUCUUUGCGCUUUUCUUCAUGCCUGAAUCUCCUCGCUGGCUUGCCAAAAAGAACCAGUGGAAUGAAACUGAAAGAAUUAUAGCCGGCAUCCAUGGCAAAGGUGAUGCUAACCAUCCCUUCGUCAGAGCCGAACUGCAAGAAAUCGGCGACUUCGUAAAACUGGAGUCAACUAACGAGACCACUUAUUUCGAUCUCCUCAAACGGAACAUGAUUUUCCGAACUCACGUUGGUGUCUUCACUCAGAUUUGGAGCCAGUUGACCGGUAUGAACGUGAUGAUGUAUUAUAUUACCUACGUAUUCGCAAUGGCUGGAUUGAGAGGCAACACCUUGCUUGUAUCAUCCUCGAUUCAAUUCAUCAUUAACGUCGCUAUGACCGUUCCCGCUCUUAUCUGGGUGGACAGAUGGGGCCGGCGUCCCACUCUCCUAGCUGGAGGAAUCCUCAUGUGUGUUUGGAUGUUUGCUACAGGCGGCAUCAUGGGAGCCAACGGCCACUAUGUGCCCGGGGGUAUCAACGGAGUCAAAGCAGUAUCAUGGGCUGUCAACCAGGGUGCCCCCGCCAAAGCUGUCGUGGCCUGUACCUUCCUCUUUGUGGCCUCCUUCGCUCCGACCUGGGGCCCCGUUUCCUGGAUCUAUCCACCGGAGCUGUUCCCUCUCCGCUUCCGCGGAAAGGCUGUCGCACUUUGCACGUCCUCCAACUGGAUAUUCAACUUUGCCCUGUCCUACUUCGUCCCGCCAGCCUUUGAAAAUAUCCAGUGGAAGGCAUAUAUGAUCUUUGGCGCCUUCUGUGCUGCAAUGACCAUCCACGUUUUCUUCGCCUUCCCAGAAACAGCAGGAAAAUCCCUCGAAGCCGUCGAAGAUAUCUUCAACACAAGCACUCCAGCAUGGAAAACACGCGUUACCACAAAGGAAACCAUCGCAGCUGAACGGGGCGAUGUCGAGGCCAAGCAUACAUUUUCUGAGCGUACCAGGAUACACGCAAAUAUUGCUAUGCAAGACGUCCCAGCGAGGACCGGGGCUGGCUCCGGUGCCGGUGCCGCCAACCUGACCAGCAAGGUCAACUUUAACCCCACAGAGCGUACCGCGUCUGGGUCCAGUCGCAGUACCUAGAUAAUCAUGCAAUCGCCAUUGCUGAUUUGCCCAGUUUGCUCAUCAUUUAUAUACAUUGCAUAGCAGUAGUAUUGUUUUAUAUUCCGUCCAACAAAUGCACAACCGACGCCAACCACAGAACAAACUUUUCAAGUAUGUCCUUUUCGUGUGUGACCUGGUGUUCGCUAUUCCCCCCUUUAUUUCAUUUUAACACUCACCUCGCUUUGGGACACAUUAAUAUUUUCUCUUUUCUAUUCUCUCUUAAUCUCUCCAUGACUUAAUUAAUUUUUUUUUUUUUCCGCCAGUCUUAAUAGUUUUAUUUUACCUGCAAGGCGUCUGUACCCAAUUAACUUAAUUUUAUUUUUUUUCAUUUCCUCUAAGUUAUCCCUGCUUCGUUACCUACCUCCGAAAACCUGACUUCGAGAGCUACUUUCCUCAUCCUCCUGUUACACACUCUCGGACUUCCAUAUUCCCAAUUUUAAAUUACUUUCCCUGCGGUGACAUAGAGAAGAUAUGAUACCGAACCGAGCAAGUCGAAAGAAAACAGAAAAGAGCGGAAGAGCGAAGAAAAGAAAAGAGACAAAAGUGCUUUACUAGAAGUGAACAAGGAGCAAAAAGAAAAAAAAAAAAUGGGAAAUAACUUGAAAAUCGUUUACAAAAAGUUUGAAUGGUAUUACUCGAAAAUGUUCUCGGUUAAUUUUGACAUUUUCUCCUUUAUUUUUUGUCUAAGGGCUAAUCUAAUACUUAAUGGUGCUCCUUGAGGUUAUAUGCGAUUUGGUUCCUCAAUAAUCCUUAUGGUGGAAAGGGUCUUCUUGUCCUGCAUGUAUAUGUAUAUUUUUGUCAACGUACCUCGCCCAUAGCUUUAAUAAUUAGUAACGUUAUAUGUUAUUCUUUUCGUCCCUUUAUUGUUUAAAAGCAGGAAUCAAGUUACUACCUAUGAAGUUUUCCGC